AUGACAUCUGGGGAGUGGGACCUGCGGGCGCUCAAGGCGCUCGAGGAGGAGGAGCAGCGCGAGUUUCUGGCCCUCAGUCAGAAGAAUCUGUUCGACCCUUUACCCAAUCCCAAUCCCAGUUGCACCCCCGAUCCGGGUGGCACGGGCAAGUCAGCACUGACCUACGCCCAGCUGCAUCCGCACCUGCUGAAGCUGCCCACGAUCGACGAGUGCCAUCUGAUGGCGGUCAAGCAGCAGAAACAGCAUCAGGACCGCUCCGCCGCCCUACGCUUCACCCGUGCCCUCUCCCUGUCUGCCCACUCGCUCACAUCCCGGACAGGAAGUAUCACUGGAACCGGAAGCGGAGGUGGCUUUGGUCGGAAGCUGAAAGCCCGAUUGGUCGGGGCCAAGUCCAGUGGAUCCCUGUCACCGGGUCGUUACUCACACAGCUACAGUGUGUCCCCGGUAUACACACCGCCGCCCAUGAGGCGCUGUGCCACACUGCAUCACACGCAGCCGGUGCGGAAGGCCUUCAAGAAUCUCCAGCAGAUGCAGGAGCGCAAGCGACAGACGGGGAUGCCAACAGCGGUGGCUAAUCCUUUGCACAUGCAGAGGAUAACUGGCACAGGCAAGACCUAUUGGAAGUAUGGAGCCAACUCCACGGCAGCCUCCAUAGUGGGUCAACGGGUACGCCAGAAGCAGCAGUUGGAGCUGGAAGAGUCGAAUUGCUCGAAUGAUGACGAGAACUCGGAGCCGCCGGAAGCCUCGGAAGCGGAGACGGGCUCCUGCAGUGUUCCCCUGCCCACCACGGACACCAACGAGAUCCUGCGACUGAUGCUCAAUGCAGCAAGUUCGGCGGUGACGGUAACGCCCACGGCAGCGGCCAUCGGGGCUGGAGGCGGAACUGGAAGUGGCAUUGGAGGAGUCAAGGGGAAAACGACCGGCACUGGAGUCGGAGGAAUCGGAGCAACUGGUGUCGCCUUGUCGAUGCGGCGAUACCAGCCGCAGGACGCCGAGGAGGACGAAACUGUUGCGUACGAAGCUUUCCACCAGCAGCUGGCCGGCAAAAGCUUUGAGCGCGGCGCUCUCUUGCGAGUUGGCAGCUUAACAGCGCAAGAGAGCGACGGCGGUAACAGUCCCCGGAGUAGUCCUGGCCGUGGAACGCAAUUCACUGCUUCCGGCGUCAGGCGGAUGUUAAAGUCCUCCUCCCUCGAUUGGCCCGUUCAGGAAGCGACCCAGACCCCAAUCCAGCAGCAACAGCUCGGCCAACUGACCGCAAAUCAACUCGAGCUGGUCGAGCAGCAGACAAAGGACGCUCGUUACCGGCAGCGAGAUCGGGAGCGGGAACACUGGGACCUGGAGCACGUCCACUUCCAUCAGCAGGCCCUCGGGCAUUUGUCAGUCGACGAUGAACUGGAGCAGCAUAUCAAGCAUUGUUCGUGCUCCUGCAAUCACAUGGGCUACGGCAAUUCAAUGGACUAUCAGACAACCGGAUUUGGAGGACUGCCCGAUGUUACGGAACACUCGAAUAUCCGACGCACUUUGUCCCGCCAGAACUCGAUUUCCAACAGCGACUCCGGCGGUGAGAUAGCCAGCAUUCAAAAGUCAAAGGUAAAUUUUGGAGGUGCCCUGUCGGGAGGUGUGGUCGUGGGCGGGGAGAUUGUGGGCCUGGACGCCAAGUCUCCUACCUCCCUCAGCUCGGCGACGGGAGCAGCGGCCACCGGAAAAGGCUCUGGCAAAGGCAAGGGCUCGCGCAAAGCCACCGAUGCAGAUUAUGGCGGACACAAGGGCAGAAGAGGCUCCUGGCUGGUGGCCCUCACCCUCGUCAGCGCCAUAUGCCUGCUGGCGAUAGCCGCCACGCUCGCCUACCAGCACUUCCUGAUGGCGCCCAGCCGCAACUCGCACGCCCAAAGACUGAGGAUCGUCCGACGCAUCCUGCGCGAAGUGCCGCUCGUCGACGGGCACAACAACUAUGCCUGGAACGUUCGCAAGUAUGCCCAUAGCAGCCUGGAGCUGCAUCUCAGCCACGACCUGGACCACAAGUCAUUGUGGGCUCGACCGGCGUGGGCACAGACGGAUAUGGAGCGGCUGAAACAAGGACUAGUCAGUGUGCAAGUGUGGUCAGCUUAUGUGCCCUGCGAAGCCCAGGGCUUGGACGCCGUCCAACUGGCCCUGGAACAGAUCGACAUUGUGCGCCGACUGUCGGACAUGUAUGACCGGGAGACCGUGCUGGCCACUUCCUCACAAGACAUCGUGGAGGCCCACCGGCGUGGCUUGCUGGCGUCCCUCAUUGGUGUGGAGGGUGGGCAUACGAUUGGCUCCUCCCUGGGAGUCCUUAGAUCCUUUUACUCCCUAGGCGCCCGAUAUCUGAGUCUCACUCACCGCUGCGAUGUAUCCUGGGCGGGAUCCAGCUCAUCGCCGGCGGAGCAGGGACUCACCCAGUUCGGCAAGGCCAUUGUACGCGAAAUGAACCGACUGGGCAUGAUGAUCGACUUGUCACACAGCUCUGAUGCCACUGCCCGGGAUGUGCUCCAGGUGACACGAGCUCCGGUCAUCUUCUCCCACUCGGCGGCCCGCCAGCUGUGCAACUCCACGCGGAACGUGCCCGACGACAUUCUUCGCCUGGUGGCCGAAAACGGCGGUCUGAUCAUGCUUAGCUUUGACUCCGAGGAUGUGGCCUGCGGACGACAGGCGCGCCUCCAGGAUGUCAUCGAGCACAUUAAAUAUGUGCGGGCCAUUGCCGGUAUUCAGCACAUCGGCUUGGGCGCUGGCUACGACGGUAUCGAGCUGCCGCCCCUCGGCCUGGAGGAUGUUUCGAAGUAUCCCGAACUGUUGGCCGCCCUGCUCGAGGAUCAUAAUUGGAGCGAGGAGGAUGUGGCAAUGCUGGCUGGUAGAAACUUUCUGCGCAUCAUGGAGACCGUUGAGACCGUGCGGGACUACUGGAAAAGGGCGGCUAUCCAGCCCAUCGAACAGACGGAGCCGCAACCAAAGACCCAGUGCACCUACAUGUCUUCGUGACCGCAGGCGCAGGCGGUAAGACAGCGCAGAGACGAAUCCUCAGUGGAGCGAGAGCGGGACCGGACUCGGGAAACGGAGAAUCGCACCAUGACAUCUCUGAGUGGUGCCCACUACUGGCAGGCAGAAGGGUCUGCCUCCAAUGGAUCCGAUGAUAAAGCCAUUAUCGCGGCCACUGCGAUGUCCUUUACGGUCAGUGAACUGCAUCAGUGACUCGUGACCCAGAAAAAUGGCUUGGCUGGUAAAUCAAAAUGAAAUAUUUCGGUUAAUGGUUUCAGUUAAUAAAAAGUUUAUCGAAUAACUUAAAAACUCAUAUUAAAAACAUAGCAAGUCUUUUUUUUUUACAAGAUUUUAAGAGAAAGUUCAAUAGUUUUGUUCAAAUGUAUAUAAAUUUAAAUUUUCCAGUCCAUUUGAAUUAUUUACAAUCUUAGAAGUUAAAGUUAAAGUUAUUUUUAGUCAAACUUUUUCGGUUCUGGAACUGUCGUGACCGCCCUCUUGAAUAAUUAGUGUAUAAUCGUAAUUUACUACCAUAGGAUGCAUUGAUAGGCGUAUGAAUAAAUAAUUAUAUUAAUAAAUAUACUAGUAUUUAGCCCGUAAUUGUUUACAGCUCUUCUUAUUGGUGUUGUGGCUCUGCAUAAUUUAUGCACAGUACGGAUACUUAUCGAUGUUGCUGUACCACGGGGCGUAUGCGCGACGCAGGAAACUGCAAACCGAACCGGAAACCAAAAACCGAAAUCUUUCUUGACUUGCCUGUGACUGUAUUAUACAUAAACUACAUAAACAUAAAUCUACAUACAUACAAGUAUAUGUAGGGGAAAGUGCAUAAAUGAUUCAUGCUAAUUAUCGCAAUUAAGCGCAAUAUCGCAAUUUAAUCACCAACAUCAGGCAAACACACCAAAUUAUAUAAAUCAUCAAAAUGAAUUAAUUGCAGAAGAUUUAACACACUCAGUGCACACACACACGGCACAUGGCACAUCAGUUAAAUUCACAGCAAUUAAAAAUGAAUAUUUUAUUCUGGCCAAAUGUGAAUCCUUCUUAAUAUCAUUUCCGUGUUAGGUUAGUCAAAAAGCCAGAAAAGAAUCUAAAAUCAAAAUGUCAACAAACC
Molecule: messenger RNA, 4099 nt
Organism: Drosophila bipectinata
Lineage: Eukaryota; Metazoa; Arthropoda; Insecta; Diptera; Drosophilidae
Biological process (GO): proteolysis
Molecular function (GO): metallodipeptidase activity
Source: RefSeq, a predicted model, not a curated record